Messenger RNA from Neurospora crassa OR74A, 1012 nucleotides. RefSeq lists its product as hypothetical. The transcript is spliced from 2 exons. The record is from RefSeq and is a predicted model, not a curated record. The coding region runs from base 48 to 428 and encodes 126 amino acids. Lineage: Eukaryota; Fungi; Ascomycota; Sordariomycetes; Sordariales; Sordariaceae.
UUUUCUUCGGAUCUUAUAUACAUCAACAUCUAUUAAACACCGCCAAAAUGUCUACCCAAAGCGGCUCUGACACCAGCAAGAAGCCCAAGCGCCAGCCAAAGAAGCAGGCGCAGACCUACGAAUCCGAGUCCGAAUCCGAGGACUACGCCCCCCCUCCCCGGCGCAAGCGCGGCAAGAAGCAGGGCCCUCUCGACUCGCUCGCCCUCGACAACGUUAACAACACGGUCGGCGGUCUUACCCAGGGCGUGACGGGCGCGCUGGGUGGCGUUGCUGGCGGUGCUGUCCAGAAUCAACAACAAGGUGGUGGUGGUGGUGGUGGUGGGAAGUCGGACACCUUGAGGCUUCGACUCGACCUCAAUCUCGAAGUCGAAAUCCAAUUAAAAGCACGCAUCCAUGGCGAUUUAGAGCUGGCUCUGUUAGAAACUUGAGUUCAUGUCUUGAAAGGGGCGCCGCAACCCCGUCAAACAAGACACAGAACUGGUUCACGCGCAGAACCAAAACCCAGACAUUACUUUGUCUUCUGUUGUACGAUUAUGGCGCCCGGAUGAAAGGAGAAGGAGAAGAAGAAGGAUGGGAAUGUCCUGCAUGGCGCAACUUUCAUCAUCACCGUUCGAAAUCAAGAAGAGGAAGCAGAAAAGGUUGCUGAAACAUGGGACUAAUUCUUUAGGAACUGAAGCAACUAGUUUCCCCCGGUCCAGUACCCUGCCGUUCCCCGGUUGAACUGGCGGCAGCGGCAAAAGCUUCUUUUAAUUGGGAAAAGGUGGAGUUUGUCGGAUCGGAUUGGAAUCAGAAUUGGGAUACGGGUUCGGCUUAAGAUUGGGAUACGAUUAUGAAGAGUUCAUGAAAGGGAAAGACGGGACAGAGAAGGAAGUUAUUUGCUUCUUCUCACACAUUGUCAAAGGAGUUUGACGGCAUUCUGUGGUUCUGGUUUCGAUUCUUUGGGGCCUGUAUAAUCUUUUCAUUCUUCUCAUUAAGCGCUAUACAUAAUGCCUAUAAAUUGCUGGAGUUUAAU